Messenger RNA from Ceraceosorus guamensis, 1464 nucleotides. Its product is annotated as nucleoside phosphatase GDA1/CD39. The coding region runs from base 1 to 1464 and encodes 487 amino acids. Gene Ontology annotation, cellular component: membrane; Golgi apparatus. The transcript has 6 exons. Gene Ontology annotation, molecular function: UDP phosphatase activity; GDP phosphatase activity. Lineage: Eukaryota; Fungi; Basidiomycota; Exobasidiomycetes; Ceraceosorales; Ceraceosoraceae. The record is from RefSeq and is a predicted model, not a curated record. Gene Ontology annotation, biological process: nucleoside diphosphate catabolic process; protein N-linked glycosylation.
AUGGGAGGUGACGUGUUGGGAAAUGUCAGAGUACCACCAGAGAAGCAUGCGGAUCCACUCAGAAGUAGGCGCUGCGAGAGCAAUGGAGGUAGGAUCAUGGACGCAAAGGGGCAUCUCAGACCGACCGUGCAGUACGGCAUCAUGAUCGACGCGGGCAGCACUGGCAGCAGGGUACACGUCUACAAGUUCAACUACUGCAGCUCCUCGCCCGAGCUGGAAUCGGAAGUGUUUGAAAUGAUUAGAGGAGGACUGUCUUCGUACGGCCCCAACGCGCAAGGUGCUGCAAAUUCUCUGCGUCCGCUACUUCAGACAGCAUACAAGUCCGUGCCGCCAAGUUUGAGGAGGUGCACGCCCAUCUCUGUCAAGGCGACUGCUGGUCUUCGAUUGUUGGGGGCAAAGCAGAGCAAGGAUAUUCUCAAUGCCGUGAGGUACAUGCUUGAGCACGAGUAUCCCUUUCCCAUCGCGGAUGGGCCCGAUGGACGUGGCAAAGGCGUCGAGAUCAUGGAGGGCAGAGAUGAAGGCGUCUUUGCAUGGAUCACCGUCAAUUAUCUCCUCAAUCGGAUCGGCGUGCAGGGUACCAAUGUCGCACCAAAGACGGCAGCAGUCAUGGAUCUAGGGGGCGCCUCGACGCAGAUCGUAUUCGAGCCCACACCGGGUAGCGGGCCCAUGCCUCCCGGUGCGCACGUCUACACGCUAGAGGGCUUUGGAGGAAGGAACUACACCCUGUACCAGAACUCCUACCUCGGUUAUGGUCUGAUGCAGGCGCGCAAGUCUAUCAAUGCUUUGGCGACGUUCAGCCAUGCCCUCUCCAACCCAUCUGCCGUCAAAUUCGGCCCCUCGACUGGCACGGCGGUGAUUGGCGUCACUGCGGGUGCAGACGCUGUGCGCAUCCCUAGUCCGUGCUUUGCUCCAGGCACGGAAAAAAAGGCCAAGGUGGUACUGCCGGGACGUGAUGGCGAGGUGGAGGUGAUGCUGACAGGUGCUCCUGGUGGAUUCGCGGGCUGCAAGAGGCUCGUCGAGGUCAUGAUGAACAAGGAUGCCGCAUGCGCGACCUCACCAUGCUCGUUUGCAGGCGUCUAUCAACCUUCGCUGAUGAACAGCUUUGCCGACUCGCCCAUCGUCGCGCUGUCCUACUUUUACGACAGGCUCGAACCGUUGGGUGUGAAUGGGACAUUCAGCAUCUCUCUCCUCGAGUCGCUAGCCAAGGAUGUCUGUGCGGGCCCAGCCCGAUGGAGCGUGCGCUUCCCGCCAAGCAAGUACCCGGAAGCGCUCAAGGAACUGCGCGAUAGACCCGAAACGUGCUUGGACCUGACGUUUCAACACGCCUUGUUGAGUUUGGGAUACGAUCUGGGCGCCAACAGACAAGUCACUGUGGCCAAGAAACUGGCAGGAAGCGAGUUGGGCUGGUGCGCUGGGGCGCAAUUGAUGACGCUGGACGAAGAAGGCGUUCUUUGCAAGGCUUAG